Oldenlandia corymbosa var. corymbosa is the source of this 2254-nucleotide messenger RNA. NCBI's taxonomy places the organism in Eukaryota, Viridiplantae, Streptophyta, Magnoliopsida, Gentianales, Rubiaceae. The record is from the annotation of a GenBank genome assembly.
UUUGGAUUUUAACCAUGCAUAUUUAUGUCAAGUAAUAAUGCUUACCAGCUGGAUCUAGACGGUUGUGGAGGUUUUCAGACCCCACAUGUCCAAUCAUCCUAUUCCCCACACCCCUUUGCCUUUUAUUUUCAUGUAAGAAGUUGUAGUAGAUUCCAAACUUCUUUUUUAUUCCACUUCCUUUUUAUUUUCUUUCAUUAAUCUCUCUUUUUUUUUUUCCCACUUUGAUUAAUUUUUUUUUCUUAAUUUGAACAAAUUUCCAGCAGCUGUACAUCACUGUCUGAGAUUCUAUAAAAUCCCAUCAACCUGCAUUGUGUAACCUCCCCCUUUCUCCUCCAUUUUCUUCUUCUUUCACCCCCACUCUUUCAGCAUCACUCUGCUCCUUUAAAAACCCUCCCAUUUUCUGCCCAAAAUCCUUCAUCCCCCCAAAUCUCUCUAGUUUCUUGUUUGAAGCUCUUGAUGAUCUAAAAAAACCUUCCAGUUCUUUUGGGUUUUUUAAUCUGGGUAAUCUUAAAUGCCCAAUUUAUUGUUCCUGAUCUUUGAAAUUCAUGUCUGCAAUUCUCAGUGAGCUCUUCCUUUCCGGGUUUAUGAUAAAUUCCACAUAUCGGCGCAGGACCCAUCUAGUUCAAUCUUUCUCAGUUGUCUUCCUUUACUGGUUUUAUUACAUUUCAUGAUUUUGAUCCCAACCCUUAUUAUCAAUUAAUUACUACUACUACUAGGAAGCGAUAUUUAUAUAUUUUUUAAAAAAUACUUAUAUUAUAGCUUUCUCUGUUUUUGUUCUAGAAAAAAAUAUUACUAAGUUCAGUACUAUACCCCCCAAAAAAAAACAGAGCAUAAAAUUAGUGUACUUUUUUUUUCUAGUUGGGAGUGUUUUAAUAAGAAAGAAGACGAACUAUUUGGGUCCUGCUAAUUUUGCCGAUAUUUUUGGUGUGAAAUUUAUCAAUGGCUUCGCCGAGUGGGAGUGGAACAUCAUCCGGGUCAUCCGGGUUGAUGAACUCGGGUGGAUCAUCGGAGGAAGAUCUGCAGCAGCUGAUGGAUCAGAGGAAGAGGAAGAGGAUGAUAUCGAACCGGGAAUCGGCGAGGAGAUCCAGGAUGAGGAAACAGAAGCACUUGGAUGAUUUGAUGGCCCAAGUGAGUCAACUCAGGAAGGAAAACAACCAGAUUAUCACCAGCAUCAAUGUCACCACCCAACAGUAUCUGAAUGUUGAAGCCGAAAACUCUGUUCUGAGGGCUCAGGUGGCCGAGCUCUGCCACAGAUUACAGUCCCUCAAUGAGAUUAUCGAUUUCUUGAAUGCCAAUCAUGGUGGUUUGGGCUUGGAAAAUGAUCAGCCGCCGCCGCCGCCGUAUAAUCAUCAUUUCAAUGUCGAAUCUGCCGGGGAAAUCGCUGGCGGCGCCGGGUUUAUGAUGAACCAUAUUCCUUGGAAUCAUCAUCAGCUUUAUCAUCAUCAUCAGCCUGCUGCGCUUAUGGCGGCUUCAGCUGAUAUUUUGCACUACUGAAAUGAAAUGAAACCAAACUCCAAAGUGGCAUCCGUAAUUUUGGUUUGUGGACUGUUAAGAAAGGAAAAUAUCUUUUAUUGGUAGGAUCCAAAAUUAAAUUUAUUAUUAGGCUAUCUUGAAGAGCAGCAAAUUAGUAGUAUGAAAUAAGCAAAAUUAAAGAGAGGGAUCUGUCAACUUUGGUUUUCCUAAUGAAUUGCAUAAAAAAUGCUCGGGUUUAUCUUAGCUCCGGGGGAUUACCUCCGGCCGGUAGCUUAUGACUGGGAGGUGGCUCAGGAACUUUAUGUUAGACAAAAAGAAAAAAAAUCAAUGAUCUCUCUCUUAUCUUUAUAUAUGGUGAUUAUUGUUAAGCUGUUAGUUUAUUAAUGUUGCUUUUAAUUUAUUGAAGUUUUAAUUAACCAGAAGUUCCAAGACAAUAUUCUAUAGCUACCUGCACGCAAAAUUUGUUUUUGUGUAUCCAAAGUGUGAUCUCUCCGAUCCUCAAUUAGUUCUUCAGCAAUCAACUGAACUUCAUCACACAUUUAUUAAGGGCGGAAGAUAUUUUAUUCUCAGCGUAAUAAUUCAAUAAAAUGAUUUUUAUUUUGCAAGCAAUUUAUUGUACGAUGUUGUUACGGUAAUAAUUUUUGUGUGACGUGUACAAAAACUCGACGUCCAUUACUUAAAAAUUUCUUCAUAUCAAAAUUCAAAUCAUCAAAGAUGGAGUUGGAGUUGUUGGAUAAAUUUAAUUGAGUAUGUUUGGCUGCCUGUACUAUUUUCAUUUUUU